This is a messenger RNA of Scleropages formosus (Asian bonytongue), 921 nucleotides long. RefSeq names its product GTP-binding protein SAR1b-like. The transcript has 7 exons. The record is from RefSeq and is a predicted model, not a curated record. Gene Ontology annotation, molecular function: GTP binding; GTPase activity. The coding region runs from base 177 to 773 and encodes 198 amino acids. NCBI's taxonomy places the organism in Eukaryota, Metazoa, Chordata, Actinopteri, Osteoglossiformes, Osteoglossidae. Gene Ontology annotation, biological process: intracellular protein transport.
CUUGAGGAGUGGUGGGCGGCCAUUGCUGUGAGUCGUGGCUCCGUGGGAAGGUGAGGAGAAGGAGAGGAAAGGAGCGACACGGGCACCUGGCGGCGAGGGCUGUAUUCUUACUGUCUUACACAGGAAAUUUGUUGAAUUACUCCCAGCUCAGGUGACAGGAUUCAGACUUUCCGGAUAUGUCUUUCAUAUUUGAUUGGAUAUACAGUGGCUUCAGUAGUGUACUGCAGUUUCUAGGACUGUAUAGAAAAUCUGGUAAGUUGGUGUUUCUUGGACUAGAUAAUGCCGGCAAGACAACGCUACUGCACAUGCUCAAAGAUGACAGGUUGGGACAGCAUGUGCCUACUUUACAUCCAACCUCCGAAGAGCUGACAAUAGCAGGCAUGACGUUCACCACAUUCGACUUGGGUGGCCAUGCACAGGCUCGGAGAGUGUGGAAGAACUACCUCCCCGCUAUCAACGGCAUCGUCUUCCUUGUGGAUUGUGCAGACCACCAAAGACUGAUGGAGUCCAAAACAGAGCUGAAUGCCCUGAUGACAGAUGAAACUAUUGGGAAUGUGCCGAUCUUGAUCCUUGGUAACAAAAUAGACCGACCAGAAGCCAUCAGCGAAGAGAAUCUGCGUGAGCUCUUCGGACUGUACGGACAGACCACGGGCAAGGGUAACGUGCCCCUCAAGGACCUGAAUGCAAGGCCACUGGAGGUGUUCAUGUGCAGUGUGCUGAAGAGGCAGGGCUAUGGCGAAGGCUUCCGCUGGCUCUCCCAGUAUAUUGACUAAAGCAGCCGUGACAGCUGCACUCGGCCCUACCGUUGAGCAGAAAGCCCUCCUCCGCUAUGGAACCCGCCAUGACUUGAACCCAACGGGCCUCUGUUCAUGGAACAUUUGGAUAUGCCAUUUUCACACCUUUUUUUUUUUUUUUUUUUUA